Molecule: messenger RNA, 2337 nt
Organism: Paramecium pentaurelia
Lineage: Eukaryota; Ciliophora; Oligohymenophorea; Peniculida; Parameciidae
Source: the annotation of a GenBank genome assembly
AUGAGUGUUCAUAGGAAAAUAUUAGAAAAGAGUGGCAGAUUGGAUUCCCUGUAAUAAUAAUAAUAACCAGAGCCCUAUGCUUAAGAGCUUGGAAAAUAAACAAUAGAAAAAUAGGAUUCUGAAGUUCUCAAAAAUCUAGAUGCUUAUUAACAAUACAAUUCAAUUAAUAACAUAAGGAUUACAUCUAGAGUGUUUCCAAGAACUAAAUAAUUGUAUAUGGAAGCCAAAAUUCCAUUUGCUGUGAUUAUUCAACCUUAUGGCUUAUCCACAAAAUAAGGAUUCCCAACUGUAAAUUAUGGGAGCAAUCCAAUUUUGAGAUGUUAGAAUUGUAAAGCUUACAUUAAUCCUUUUAUGGAGUAAUUGAAAGAUGAGGAUUAUUUAAGAUGUAACAUUUGUACAUGUAUAAUAAAAAUACCAAAAAACUUCAUUAAACCUGAAGAUUUAGAGAAGAGACCUGAUUUGACUAAUGGAUCAUAUGAUAUCAGAGCAGGAUAAGAAUAUUAAAUGAGACCACCAAUGGCACCUGCAUAUUUUUUUAUGAUUGACGUGUCAUAUAAGAGUCAAGAAGUUCUAGGUAUUAUGGGAUAGAUCAUUAAGGAUAUGAUUUUGGAAGAUAAAUUUAAUUAAAGAACAUUGUUUGGAUUCAUUACAUUUGACACUUGUAUACAUUUGUACAAUUUCAAUUCUAAAUUAAAAUAAGUAUAAAUGUAUGUGUUAACAGAUGACAAUGAAAUACCAACACCAGACGAUUAUUUGUUUAAUUUGUAAGAUUCUAAAGAUAUUAUUGUGGCCUUUCUUAAUCAAUUAGAUAAUCUCUUUCCUAAACCAUAAUUAAAGAGUACUUAAUUUAUUCAAGCAUUUAAUUUGGCCUCAAAGAUUAUGUAAGAUAAUGGUGGCAAAUUGAUUAUUUUAUCAUCUUCACCAAUCAAAGAAUUGAAUAAUACUGAGAAUUCUAAAUCUCCUUAGUAUCACUUUUAACCUACUAAUAAUUUAUUAAAAUAAAUUACUGAAAAAAUGCAUUUGAACUAUAUUUGUCCUUCAAUCUUUAUUAUUCCUUGUGGAUUCAAUAAUAUUGGUACACUAAAUUAAUUAGUCAAAUUUUUGAAUGGUGAUAUCUUUUUUUAUGAUGAUCCUACUAUUUAUAGUAAAUAUUUAUAUUAUUUUAAGCUCAAAAAUUUUAUUAUGAUUUUCGUGCAAUCUUAGAUAGAGAUUAUACUUGGGAAUCAGUUUUCAGAAUUCGAUCAUCAAUUGGAUGGAAAAUCAAAAGUGUCUAUGGUAAUUAUUCAAUAAAAAAUGCAGAUCUACUUAAUGUUAAUUGUACAGAAGAGUAAGUAUAUAUAAUAUAUAUAAUAGUCAAAAGGUAUUAAUGUAUGAAUUAGAAUUGAAUUAACCUAGAGCUCCUUAUGAUAAUUUAUAUAUAUAAACUGCAUUACUUUAUACUUCAACCUAAGGAGAAAGAAGAAUACGUGUUCAUAAUUUUUGUAUACCAAUUAGUAAUUCAAUAAAAACAAUCUACUCUCAAAUUGAUUAAUCAUGUUUAGCAAUCUCAUUGUUUAAAAUAGCUCUAUCUUAAUUAAAUAUUGCCAAAGAUGUUAAAGAUUGUAUUCAAACCAAAGAUUUCUUAAUUACUGCAACUAGAUCAAUAUCUAAUAAUUGUAAGAUUUUCAAAGAACCACUUGAUUCAUUGCAUUCUUAUAUGUUAGGAAUCAUGAAAUCUUAAAUACUCAACUAUGCUUAUGAUCAAUAAUCAGUUCUAACAGAUUAUAUGAAUUACUUAAGAUCAAUUUUUCAAUAUUUAAAUGUUGAUGAAUUGGUUACAUACAUUGUACCAUAAUUAUACAAUAUUUCCAAUUUGUAAGAAUAGGAUUGCAUAUAUGAUGACAGUGGGUAUUUCAUAUAUCCAUAACCAAUAUCUUUGGUUUUGGAGGAAGUUUCGAAUGGAGGAUUAUUGCUUAUGGAUUGUGGUUAUUGUUUGAUAUUGUUUAUAUGCAAGUAUUGAAUCUUUAAUAAUAACUAGAAUACAUGAUGAAAAUCAAAUGGCUGAUAUUUUUGGGAAAUAAUAUCUUAGUGUUAAUUUAAUAGAAGACAAUCUCUAUUCCAAUUCUAAAAGCCCUAUAAAUGAUAAACUACAUUAUUUAAUUACUGAAUUGAGAAAGUAAAUAUACAAUUUUUAUUAUUAUUAUUAGCAAUAAGUAUACUAAAUAUGCACCAUUGUAUAUAGUAAAAUAAGGAUGUAAGAGUUAUUGGGAAGAGGUUUUCUUUCAAAACUUAAUUUAUGAUGAUUUUAAUAAGAAUUAUAGAAUGGGAUAUAAUCAAUUUGUACAAUAUAUUGGUUGA